GCAAUGCUGUUCUUGGAUUUAUGAUAAGGAGAGAUUGAUUUUUAUAAGUGUGGCAUUGAUACAUACAUUUUCUUCUCUGUUAAACAUGAUUUGGCACCUCAGAAAUGGAUUAAACAUGUUGAAUAUUCCACACAAUAUAAAACAGCUACUUUAGGACAUUUUACAUGGUCCAGCACACACUUGGAGUUUCUUUGUGUAAAUUAGAGUUUUUUAAGUGUUGUUUUGUGGCAUUAUUUUACCAAAACACCUCGUUAUACUUUUUUUCAGCCUUGUGAAGAUUUGUGCUUGACUCUGUACAAACUAACUCUCUUGUCUCUUCCUUUAUUGACUAUGAAACCCCUCGGGCCUAAACAUACUGUCUUGAUUGUUUGGUUCUGGAAUGCCAGUGGAAAAACCCCUGUUGAAAGUUUCCAAUCACAGUGUUUCACCAUCUAUUAAACUCAAUCUGCCAAGUCUGAUUUUGACGGCAGCUUAAUGUCAUAAUUUAUUUUGUUAUUUUAUUUUAUUUUGGUCAGAGUCUAUAAUGCAAUGGGGCCUGAAGCACAUCUAGUUUUUUAGAUCAACAUUUUAUUAUUUUUUUUUUUUUUUACUUUGAAAAAGUGAACCUGUGCCACGUGUACUACUACACACUGUUGUUUCUUGUUCAAGUCUAAGGAAUGAUAUGAUAAACAGGUUCAGUUGCACUAGUACUGCAGGUCAGGUGAAGAUCCCUCCCUUUCAUUCAUGCUUUUAGUGUAUGUGCCUCAGGCUUUACGAUUCUGAAGAACUGAAUGACGUGUGACCAGUUUGCAAAGUUAUGUGAAAUAUAAAAAGCAUACAAAACAUCUGUGUUAACUUAUGGCAGAAACUCAAAUACAUGAGACUAGGUGUGUUGAGAAAAAUCCCAUCCCAACUGUUAUACUGUAUACUGUAAUCACUGAAAGAAAUCAUAUUGGCCUAAUAUGGAAAGAAUAUGGAAAGGGUCAGGGUUCAGCAAGAAUGUCUGCAGUGAAAGUGUCUCAGAAAUGCUGUGUUUGGAUGGCAGUGCUUAGCAUGCUUGUUCAGUCUUUCUCUUAUUCUGUCUUAAUUACAUUUCCUCAUGCACAUAGUAAAGAAAGUAAAUUUUACUGCUUUCUGUACGUCAUAGUGACUCAGGAAUUGCAAAAAACAACAACAACAAAAAAAGAACAACCUUUUCUUAGGAAACAUUUUUGUUCUGUUUAUGGGCUAUUAGGAAAAUAUUUUUCAAGAAUCAAUGACAGGAGCUGCUUUGUUUCAUUUUCAAAGACACAAAAGCCUGUGGCAAAUCUAUAACACCAUAACUGAGGCAAAAUGGUUGCUGGAAUCUUCAUGCCGCUCUCAGACAAGACUAUUUAUGAGGCCAGAAGGACAGGCGCCCACAGAGCAAUAUGAAAGUUAUAUGUGCUAUGGGCUCCCUAAAGUCUAAAGGAGUGGGAGGAAAACUUUUGCCUUUAAGAGGAUAAAUAGUAAAUCAAUCCUUAAUAAAAUUAAAAAAUAAAAAUUAUCAUGCAAUUAAGACUUCAGAAGACUUUCAUUUCUUUUAUAUGUGCUUGUCUUUGAAGUGUUUUUAAUGAACUUUAAAGGCAAAGGUUUUUGGAAGAAAUGUAAAGGUCUUUCCUGGCAUCUUGUUUCAGUUAUAAACAGCACAAAGAGGUCAUGGGUCAUGGCACAGGAUGCAGCCUACGCCCCUCUCACAGUGUAAGGACAGCUGCUCAACUCUAUACUGCCACCUCCUGUUCAUAUUUUUCUACAAAAACUUUAUAUUUAAAGUUAGGACAAACCUUUAAUACAUAAAUUUUCAUGGGGCCGAGAUGCAUUUACAGUCAGGAGCAGUGCACUAUUUUAAAACAAACCAUUCAUCUUUUGCUCCAGAAGUUUCCUUUCCCAGGCAGAUAAAUGGCACAGAAUAAGUAGGAGAUCUGAGACCAAUUAACGUCCAUUCAUUUUUUCCCCUCUCUCUCCUUUUGAAAUGGGCAAGAAACACGCUUGCUUCUGUGGUCUUGACGGUCACACUAAGAUGUUGCCAACUCAGUCUUACUAAAAACUGUAUUUCCAGCUUUAGCACAGUCUGCUGAGUGAAAUAAAGACAAACGGGGUAAGAGAGACGAAAAGGGAAACGCUGUCGUCCUCUAAGUGAUUUCAGUUUAGUAAAUCAGAGAACUGCUUUAAACAACCUAUAAUGGAGAUUGAUGAUGGUAGAUCAUACAUGGAGGAUUUGAUCCAAAAAGGCCAAGGUAGGCAAUAUUUGAUUUGCAUAUUUAAAGGGACACUCAAAUAAAUAAAACAUUUAAGAGCCUGAUUCUGAAACUUGGUCCAAUGUCAUUUAAUUAUAUUGACAAAGAACUGCAUCAUUAGAUUGUGAGUAUUUAUCUCUUGAGCUAAACACACCUCACUUGCUGUAUUGUAGUUUUCAUUGACACACAUCUGCAUGCUAAUGUUUUUUUUCUUUGUUAGAUGUCCUGAAUGGCAUUUCCUAAGUGGUUGGUACCUGGUGUUAAUAAUCUAGUUAAAAAACUACCAAAAUCUGUAUUCCUUUUAUUCACAAGGCUAAUAUUAUUGGUACACCCACUACUCUCUUGAGAGUUUGAAAACAGAGGGUUUAAUGCAUAAAUCGAUUUCUCAAACCCCAGCAGACUUGAAUUGCAGUAGUUCGGCAGUCCAGAUUUGCAAGUAUUUGAGGUUCCCAUUUAUUUUCUUUAUUCUAGCAGUUUUAGGGACAGCCCACUGCUUUAUGACUUCAGAGGCAUUACACAAUGAGAUCUUUGUUAUAUAUGGGGGUUUGCACCAUAGUCUUUAUUUCCACAUACUUCUCAAAAAAGUUAGAAAAUAGUCAGUUUGCUAUGUUUAUACAGUUAUGUGUUUAAUGAACUUUACCACUGUUCCAGGGAUGCAGUUUCCACAGCGGAAAACAUUUGGACUAAAUAAAACCCGAUGCCCUUUCUCUCUUUUUUUUUCUCUCGUUCUCCCUCCCUGUUUUCUUCCAUGUUUUUCUCUUUCCCCCCUCUUCUGACUGCUUUACGCCCCUCUGGAUUUGAUAAGCAUACAAUGUCUUGAGGUCAGAUGUGCUACAUUAGCAGUUGGUGUCAGUAUUUUGCUUGAGAUCGAUAGAAGGUCCAAUUUUGUUCGGCAUGAACCUCUGCUGCUGUUGCUGCCGAUCUCAACCCAAUGAUGAACGGGAUCGAGUACAGAAAAAGACCUUCACAAAAUGGGUGAACAAGCAUCUGAUGAAGCACUGGAAGGCAGAGGCCCAGCGGCACAUCACAGACCUGUACGAGGAUCUCAGAGAUGGACACAACCUCAUCUCGCUGCUGGAGGUGCUGUCUGGAGAGACACUGCCGAGGGAGCGAGACGUUGUCAGGAAUUCGCGGUUGCCCAGAGAGAAGGGUCGCAUGCGCUUUCACAAACUACAGAAUGUACAGAUCGCACUGGACUUCCUCAAACAUAGACAGGUGAAACUGGUAAACAUAAGAAAUGACGACAUUGCGGAUGGAAAUCCAAAACUGACCCUUGGGCUAAUAUGGACCAUCAUCCUUCACUUCCAGAUCUCCGAUAUCCAGGUGAACGGUCAGUCAGAUGAUAUGACCGCCAAGGAUAAGCUGCUCUUGUGGUCUCAACGGAUGGUGGAGGGCUACCAUGGCCUGCGGUGUGAUAACUUCACCACCAGCUGGAGAGAUGGCAAGCUCUUCAACGCCAUCAUCCAUAAACACAAGCCAAAUUUGAUUGACAUGAAUAAGGUGUACAAACAGACCAACCUGGUGAAUCUGGAGCAGGCCUUCACCGUAGCAGAGAGAGACUUGGGCGUCACACGCCUGCUGGAUCCUGAAGAUGUAGACGUGCCACACCCAGACGAGAAGUCCAUCAUCACAUAUGUGUCCUCUUUGUAUGAUGUCAUGCCAAGAGUUCCUGACGUUCGUGAUGGAGUCAAGGCCAAUGAGUUGGAGCUGCGCUGGCAGGAAUAUUACGAGCUGGUGACCAUGUUACUUCAGUGGAUCAGACAUCACAUUAUCGUGUUUGAGGAACGCAAGUUCCCCUCCAGCUAUGAGGAAAUUGAGGUUCUCUGGCGUCAGUUUCUGAAGUUCAAAGAGACUGAACUACCAGCCAAGGAAACUGACAAAAAUCGCACAAAGCUCAUUCACAAGUCUUUCGAGGGUGCUGUGCAGGCGGGUCAAAUCAAGGUUCCCUCCAGCUACCACCCCAUCGAUGUGGAGAAGGAGUGGGGCCGCCUGCACGUGGCUAUUCUGGAACGAGAGAAACUGUUGCGCUCAGAGUUUGAACGGCUGGAGCGUUUGCAGAGAACAGUCGGUAAAGUGCAGAUGGAGUCAGGUUUGUGCGAGGAACAGCUAAACCAGGUGGAAACACUGUUACAGACGGACAUACGUUUGCUGAGUGCGGGAAAGCCUAUCCAGCAUGCAUCUGAUAUAGAGACAGAUCUGAACAAAGCUGAAAACAUGAUCCGAUACCUUUUCAAUGAUGUGCAGUUACUGAAAGAUGGGCGCCAUCUACAGGCAGAACAGAUGUACAGGCGGGUGUACCGUCUCCAUGAGCGUCUGGUUAACCUGCGCAGUGAGUUUAAUCUGCGUCUGAAGUCAGGCGUGACAGUGUCGCAGAUACCCAUGACCCAGAUCUCCCAUGUCCAAACAUUACAGCAGUCUCCCCAGCGCGUAAGACCUGAGCUUGACGAAGUCACUCUCAAGUACAUUCAGGACCUCUUGUCUUGGGUGGAGGAGAACCAGAGACGCAUUGAUGGGGCUGAGUGGGGCAAAGAUCUGCCCUCUGUGGAGUCUCAGCUCGGUAGCCAUCGUGGUCUUCAUCAGUCCAUUGAGGAGUUCAAAUGCAAGAUUGAACGUGCACGGGCUGAUGAGAAUCAGUUGACUCCAGUCAGUAAGGAAGCUUAUCGUGAAUACUUGGGCAAACUGGACCUUCAGUACGCCAAACUGCUGAAUGCAUCGAAGUCACGGCUGAGUUGUUUAGAUCAGCUGCACGCUUUUGUUGUAGCUGCCACAAAAGAGCUGAUGUGGCUGAAUGAGAAAGAAGAGGAGGAAGUAAACUAUGACUGGAGUGACAGAAACUCCAACAUGACCGCCAAGAAAGAUACCUAUUCUGGUUUGAUGAGAGAUCUUGAACAGAGAGAGAAGAGGGUAAACAACGUCCAGGUGACUGGAGACAAACUGCUAAAAGAGGGCCAUCCUGCCAGGAAAACUGUGGAGGCUUUCACUGCAGCUCUUCAGACUCAGUGGAGCUGGAUCCUUCAGCUGUGCUGCUGCAUUGAGACUCAUCUGAAAGAAAACACAUCUUACUUCCAGUUCUUCUCAGAUGUUAAAGAAGCUGAAGAGAGGAUGAAGAAGAUGGAGGACAUGAUGAAGAAGAAAUAUGUGUGUGACCACUCUAUCACGGUCACACGUCUAGAGGAUCUGCUACAGGAUGCAAUGGAAGAAAAAGAACACCAAAACGAAUUCAAAACACACCUGGAGGGUCUUAACCGGAGAGCCAAGACCAUUAUCCAGCUGAAGCCGAGGAACACAGCUUACCCUGUCAAAGGCAAAUUACCCAUUCAGGCUGUCUGUGACUUCAAACAAAUGGAGAUCACAGUACACAAAGGAGAUGAGUGUGUCCUGGUGAACAACUCCCAACCGUACAAGUGGAAAGUGCGAAACUCCAGUGGAAAUGAGGCCACAGUACCAUCCAUCUGUUUUAUCAUCCCUCCCACCAACAAAGAGGCCGUGGACGUCAGUUCUGGGUUAGACGCGAGUCUGCAGAGGCUGAUGGUCCUUUGGAAAAAGCUGCAUGUAGAUAUGAAGAGUCUGCUGUCCUGGCAAUACCUCAUGCGAGAUAUCCUGCUUAUCAACUCCUGGAAUUUAAUCAUGUUUAAGACUUUGAGAGUCGAGGAAUAUCGACUGACCCUGAAGAAACUGGAGGAGCACUAUCAGGCCUUCUUGCGUGACAGUCAGGAUUCUGAGCUCUUCGGUGCUGACGAUCGCUUGCAAGCCGAAAACAGUUACAGCAAAGCAACUCAACACUAUGAUAACUUGCUACGCUCUGUUGAACAAGGGGAACAGGAUGAGUCAGUGUGCAAGAGUUACAUCACCCAAAUAAAGGACCUGAGACUGAGACUAGAAGGCUGUGAGAGCCGCACGGUGAACCGCCUCAGACAGCUGGUGGACAAGGAGCCUCUCAAAGCCUGUGCACAGAGAGCCACCGAACAGAAGAAACUGCAGGCUGAGUUGGAGGGUAUAAAGAAAGACCUGGAUAAGAUGGUGGAGAAGAGUGAAGUAGUGCUGGCCACAUCUCAGCAGUCCAGUUCCGCCCCUGUCCUGCGCUCAGAAAUAGACAUCACCCAGAAAAAGAUGGAGCAUGUCUACAGUCUUUCCUCUGUGUAUCUUGACAAGCUGAAGACCAUUGAUAUAGUAAUCCGCAGCACACAAGGAGCUGAAGACAUUCUCAACAAGUACGAAAACCAACUGCGUGAUGUAAACAAAGUUCCUGUUAAUGAGAAAGACGUUGAGAUCAACCAAACACAGCUCCAGAAACUGUGCUCAGAAGCAGACAGCAAGCAAGCCAUGUUUGACCGCCUGGAACAGGAGCUUCAGAGGGCUACAGCAGUGAACGAUCGGAUGUCUCAGCUGCACAGUGAAAGGGACAUAGAGCUGGAGCACUACAGGCAGCUGGUGGGCAACCUGAAGGACCGCUGGCAGGCUGUGUUUGCACAGAUUGAGCUAAGGCAGCGAGAACUUGACCUUCUAAACAGGCAGAUGCAGGCCUACAGACAGAGCUAUGAGUGGCUUAUCUGCUGGAUAGCAGAUGCCAAGCAAAGGCAGGACAAACUUCAUGCUGUGCCUAUAGGUGACAGCAAAAUCCUUCAAGAGCAGUUGAACAAGGAGAAGAAACUGCUUGAGGAGAUUGAGAAGAACAAGGACAAGGUGGAUGAAUGCCAGAAAUAUGCUAAAGCAUACAUUGACGCCAUAAAGGAUUAUGAGCUUCAGCUGGUGAUGUAUAAAGCUUUGGUGGAGCCCAUCGCUUCUCCUCUGAAGAAAACUAAAAUGGAGUCUGCAUCUGAUGACAUAAUCCAAGAGUAUGUGACUUUGAGAACACGCUACAGUGAGCUGAUGACUCUUUCGAGUCAGUAUAUUAAAUUCAUCAUUGAGACACAGCGCCGCCUAGAGGAUGAUGAGAAAGCUGCCGAAAGACUAAAGGAGGAAGAGAGGAAAAAGCUGGCCGAGAUGCAGGCCGAGCUAGAAAAGCAAAGGCAGUUAGCUGAAUCUCACGCAAAAGCUAUUACUAAAGCAGAACAAGAGGCAAAUGAGCUGAAGAUGAAAAUGAAAGACGAAGUCAGCAAACGACAGGAUGUUGCUGUCGAUGCUGAGAAACAGAAGCACAAUAUCCAGCGAGAGUUUCAGGAGCUCAAAAGCAUUUCAGAGCAGGAAAUUAAGUCUAAGACUCAACAGGUAGAGGAGGCCCUGCAAAGCCGCACCAGAAUUGAAGAAGAAAUCCAUAUAAUCCGAAUUCAGCUGGAGACGACGAUGAAACAAAAAUACACUGCUGAAACAGAGCUUCAGCAACUCAGGGACAAAGCAGCAGAUGCUGACAAACUUCGAAAGGCAGCGCAGGACGAAGCAGAGAAGCUUCGGAAACAAGUUGCUGAAGAGACUCAGAAGAAACGCAAGGCAGAAGAGGAGCUUAAACUGAAAUCAGAGGCAGAAAAGGAGGCUGCCACAGAGAAGAAGAAGGCCCUCGAGGAUCUUGAGAAGCUCAAGCUCCAAGCUGAGGAAGCUGAGAGGCACCUGAAGCAAGCAGAGCUGGAAAAGCAGCGCCAGAUUCAAGUGGUCGAGGAAGUGGCUAAAAAGACUGCAGCCACUCAGCUUGAGAGUAAACAAUUAUCAUUAACAGCAAAACUGGAAGAGUCACUCAAAAAUGAGCAGGUAAUGGUCAUUCAACUGCAGGAAGAGGCAGAACAUCUCAAAAAGCAGCAAGCCGAAGCAAAUAAGGCAAGAGAGCAGGCAGAGAAGGAGCUAGAGACAUGGAGACAAAAGGCUAAUGAAGCUCUCCGGCUCCGGCUUCAUGCAGAGGAAGAAGCCAAUAAGAAAACUACAGCUCAGGAGGAGGCAGAGAAACAGAAGGAGGAGGCCAAACGGGAGGCAAAGAAGAGAGCAAAAGCUGAGGAGGCUGCCCUUAAACAGAAAGAGAUUGCAGAAAAUGAACUGGAGAAUCAAAGGAAAAUGGCUGAAGAAACAGCUAAACAGAAGCUUGCAGCAGAGCAAGAACUUAUUCGGUUAAGAGCAGAUUUUGAGCAUGCUGAACAGCAGAGGACUGUCCUGGAUGAUGAGCUCCAGCGUCUCAAAAAUGAUGUUAAUGCUGCUGUUAAACAGAAGAAAGAGCUGGAGGAGGAACUGGUCAAAGUUAGGAAGGAGAUGGAAGUUCUAUUGCAAAUUAAAUCCAAAGCUGAGAAAGAGUCUAUGUCAACCACUGAAAAAAGCAAACAACUACUUGAAUCUGAGGCCGCCAAGAUGAGGGAGCUGGCUGAAGAGGCAACUAAACUGAGGUCAGUUGCAGAAGAAGCAAAGAAACAAAGGCAGGCCGCAGAAGAAGAAGCUGCCCGCCAGAGAGCAGAGGCUGAUAAGAUACUCAAAGAAAAGUUAGCAGCUAUCAAUGAAGCCACCCGUCUAAAAACUGAAGCUGAGAUUGCUUUGAAAGAGAAGGAGGCUGAAAAUGACCGUCUAAAGAGAAAAGCCGAAGACGAGGCCUACCAGAGGAAAGUUCUUGAAGAUCAAGCAGCACACCAUAAGCAAGAGAUCGAAGAAAAGAUUGACCAGCUAAAGAAGUCUUCAGACACUGAGCUUGACAGGCAAAAGAAAAUCGUAGAAGAAACCUUGAAGCAGAGGAAAGUGGUUGAGGAGGAGAUCUACAUUCUCAAACUCAAUUUCGAAAAGGCUUCAACUGGCAAACGGGACCUUGAACUUGAGCUUAACAAACUGAAGGGCAUUGCAGAGGAGACACAAAAGAGCAAAGCGAAGGCAGAGGAAGAGGCAGAGAAAUUCAGAAAACUUGCUUCAGAAGAGGAGAAAAAAAGGAAAGAGGCAGAGGCCAAGGUAAAAGAAAUCCAAGCUGCAGAAGAAGAGGCAGCAAGGCAACACAAAGCUGCUCAAGAGGAGGUUGAGCGUCUUAUAAAAAUAGCGGAAGAUGCCAAAAAGCAGAAGGAGCUUGCCAAGAAAGAAGCUGAGAAACAGGUCAUUUUAGUAAAAGAGGCUGUACAAAAGUGUUCUGCUGCUGAACAGAAAGCCCAAGAUGUUCUUCUCCAGCAAAAUAAAGACAGCAUGGCUCAGGAUAAACUCAAGGAGGAGUUUGACAAAGCGAAGAAACUGGCGCAAGAUGCAGAAAAGGCUAAAGACAAGGCUGAAACAGAGGCUGCUUUGUUGCAGAAGAAAGCAGAGGAAGCAGACCGUCAAAAGCAGGCAGCUGAAGCUGAAGCUGCCAAACAGGCAAAAGCCCAGGAAGAUGCUGAAAAACUGAGGAAGGAAGCUGAGGCAGAAGCUUCCAGAAGGGCUGAGGCAGAAGCUGCUGCUUUAAAACAAAAACAAGAGGCUGAUGCCGAAAUGGCCAAGUACAAAAAGCUUUCAGAAAAGACACUGAAGCAGAAGUCUUCGGUUGAGAAGGAGUUAGUGAAGGUUAAAGUACAACUUGAUGAGACAGACAAACAGAAAUCAAUCCUUGAUGAUGAACUUAAGCGACUUAAACAAGAGGUCAGUGAUGCUAUGAAGCAGAAAGCUCAAGUGGAGGAUGAGCUCUCUAAAGUCAAGAUCCAGAUGGAGGACUUACUAAAACUGAAACUUAAAAUCGAAAAGGAAAACCAAGAGCUUAUGAAGAAAGAUAAAGACAACACAAAGAAACUUCUUGAGGAAGAGGCUGAGAACAUGAAAAAAUUGGCAGAGGAGGCAGCACGGCUCAACAUUGAGGCUCAAGAAGCGGCGAGAUUACGGCAAAUUGCAGAGUCUGAUCUUGCCAAACAGAGCGAACUGGCCGAUAAGAUGCUGGAAGAGAAAAAGCAGGCCAUUCAGGAGGCAAAAAAACUAAAGGCUGAAGCUGAAAAGCUCCAGAAACAGAAAGAGCAGGCACAGGUUGAGGCUCAAAAGCUGAUGGAGGCCAAAAAGGAGAUGCAACAGCGUCUGGAGCAGGAGACUGAAGGUUUCCAGAAAUCCUUAGAGGCUGAACGCAAGCGGCAAUUAGAGAUAACUGCAGAGGCUGAAAAACUGAAGAUCAAGGUGGCACAGCUAAGUGAUGCUCAGUCAAAAGCAGAAGACGAAGCCAAAAAAUUCAAGAAACAAGCAGAUGAAAUCAAAACCCGCCUACUAGAGACAGAAAAACAGACUUCAGAAAAACAUACUGUUGUUGAGAAACUGGAAGUACAGAGGCUGCAGAGCAAAAAAGAUGCUGAUGAUCUGCAUAAAGCAAUUGCAGAGCUUGAGAAAGAAAAGGAAAAACUGAAAAAAGAGGCAGCUGACUUACAAAAACAGUCAAAAGAGAUGGCCAAUGUACAACAAGAACAGUUACAGCAAGAAAAGACUAUCCUCCAGCAAACUUUCUUAGUAGAAAAAGAGACACUGCUGAAGAAAGAGAAAGCUAUUGAGGCAGAGAAAAAGAAGUUGGAGAAGUUAUUUGAAGAUGAAGUGAAGAAGGCUGAAGCACUCAAAGAUGAACAGGAGUGUCAGAAGCAGCAAAUGGAGAAGGAGAAAAAGAAACUGCAGGCUGCCAUGGAUGCUGCUAUCAAAAAGCAAAAGGAUGCUGAGGAAGAGAUGCACGCCAAGCAAAAAGAAAUGCAAGAACUUGAAAAGAAAAGAAUUGAACAAGAGAAACUUCUGGCAGAGGAAAACAAGAACUUGCGAGAAAAACUCCAGCAACUUCAGAGUUCACAGAAGCCAUCCCACACCAAGGAGAUUGAAAUUCAAACUGACAAUGUCCCUGAAGAAGAGUUAGUUCACAUGACCAUGGUAGAAACAACAAAGAAGGUCCUAAAUGGCUCUACAGAAGUGGAUGGCGUGAAAAAAGAUGUACCCCUGGCAUUUGAUGGAAUUAGAGAGAGGGUGCCUGCAAGCAGACUUCAUGAGAUUGGGGUGCUUAGCAAAAAAGAAUUUGACAAGCUCAAGAAAGGCAAAAUAACUGUGCAAGAGCUUUCUAAGAAUGACAAGGUCAAGAUGUGCCUGAAAGGUAAAGACAGUAUUGGCGGUGUAAUAGUUGAACCCAACCAGAAAAUGAGUAUCUACCAAGCUUUGAAGGACAAGAAGAUUCCACAAAGCACAGCUAUGAUGCUUCUUGAAGCCCAAGCUGCAUCUGGUUACAUAAUCGACCCCAUUAAGAACAGAAGACUUUCUGUCAGCGAAGCUGUGAAGGAUACCUUGAUUGGACCUGAGUUGCACACCAAGUUGUUAUCUGCCGAACGGGCUGCCACAGGAUUCAAAGAUCCAUUCACUGGAGAUACAAUAUCACUAUUUGAAGCAAUGAAAAAAGGUUUAAUCGCAGAGGACCAGGCCACUAAACUUCUUGAUUCUCAAUAUGCAACAGGUGGCAUAAUUGAUCCUGUCAAUAGCCACCGUGUACCUGUCCAAAUAGCAUGCACACAAGGUCAACUCAAUGAAGACCUAAGCAAAUUUCUUUCCAGCCCUCCUGCUGACAAAAAAGCAUUCACUGACCCCAGCACUCAGGAUAGCCUCACUUACGGUGAGUUGCUGGAGCGAUGCAAACCAGAUCCUGAGACAGGCAUUCCAUUACUACCAAUCACAGAACAAGCAGCACAAAUUGAAAUAACUUAUACCGAUGAGGAAACUAAAGAUGUAUUUAGCAAGGCUAACUUAACAGUUCCAUUUGGAAGAUUCAAAGGAAAAACUGUCACAAUCUGGGAGGUCAUAAACUCUGAGUACUUCACUGAAGAUCAGAGAAAGAAUCUUAUCCGUCAAUACAAGACAGGCAAAAUUACAGUUGAAAAAAUCAUUAGAAUUGUAAUAACUGUUGUAGAGGAUAAGGAGAACAAGAAGGAACCUGCAUUUGAUGGUUUAAGAUCAUCAGUGCCAGCGUCUGAACUUUUGGAUGCAAAAGUUAUUAAUAAAGAUUUAUUCAACAAAUUGCACAAUGGAAAAGCUACACUUAAAGAGGUAUCUGAGCUUGAACCCGUCAAGAAAGCCCUAAAGGGGGGACAUAGUAUUGCUGGAGUGCAGAUUGAGUCAACUUCUGAAAAGAUGUCAUUCUACGAAGCUAUGAAGAAGGACUUACUUGAAACAGAGCCUGCACUAAACCUUCUGGAGGCCCAAGCUGGAACAGGCUUCAUAAUUGAUCCAGUGAAAAACCAAAAGCUCACAGUUGAUGAAGCAGUCAAAAGUGGUGUUGUUGGCCCAGAGCUGCAUGAGAAAUUGUUGUCUGCAGAAAGAGCAGUUUGUGGUUACAAAGAUCCAUAUACUGGAAAAACUGUAUCCCUGUUUGAGGCAAUGCAAAAAGAUCUCAUUAAGAAAAACCAAGGUGUCCGUCUGCUGGAAGCUCAACUUGCAACUGGAGGAAUUAUUGACCCUGAGAAAAGUUAUCGCAUCACUCCAGAAAUUGCAUAUAAACGUGGUUACCUAAAUGAGGAGAUGAACCAAAACUUAAGCAGCCCAUCAGACUACAAUACAGUUUUUGUUGACCCUAACACACAAGAAAAUGUCACUUAUGCUGAGCUGCUGAAAAGAUGCAUCACUGAUAAGCAGACUGGUCUCCCAUUGCUGCCACUAUCAGAAAAGGCAAUCAAGUCAAAGGAAAUGGAAACAGUUUCUGACACACAAACUAAAGAGACCUUAAGCCAUGCUACGGUUGAAUUACACAGUGGACUUUUUAAAGGAAGAAAAAUCACCAUUUGGGAGAUUAUCAACUCUGAAUAUUUCACAGAAGAACAAAGGAUUGAAUUUAUUUGGCAGUAUAGAUCAGGAAAAAUCACUAUUGAAAAACUGAUCAAGAUUGUGAUCGCUACAGUGGAUGAAAAAGAAAAGAAGGGACAGCACAACUUUGAAGGUUUGAGAGGUCCUGUACCAGCCAGUUCCUUGCUUGAAUCUAAAAUCAUUGACAAAGAUACCUAUGAAAAAAUCCAACAAGGCAAAAAUAAACCUGCAGAGUUUAGUGACUCCAUCAAACGCUACCUGCAAGGUUCUGAUUGUAUUGCUGGGGUAAUUAUGGAAAAAACCAAGGAAAAACUCAGCAUUUACCUAGCCAUGAAGCAGAAACUACUGACACCAAACACAGGUCUGUCCCUGCUAGAAGCCCAAGCAGCUACUGGCUACAUAGUUGAUCCCAUCAGGAAUGAGAAAUUUACAGUGGAUGAUGCUGUUAAGGCUGGCAUUGUCGGUCCAGAGCUUCAUGAGAAACUGCUAUCUGCAGAGAAAGCUGUUACUGGUUACAAAGAUCCAUACACUGGUAAUAAGAUCUCUCUUCUACAAGCAAUGCAAAAACAGCUUGUUCUAAGAGAACAUGCCAUACCUCUUCUAGAGGCUCAGGAGGCUACUGGAGGAAUAAUUGAUCCAGUAAAUAGCCAUCGACUUCCCAGUGAUAUAGCCAUUCACCGUGGCUACUUCAGCAAGCAAUUAGCCAAAUCUUUUAAAGACCCCACAGAUGACAUCAAAGGUUUCACUGACCCUAACACAGAUGAGAAUGUUACAUACAAACAAUUGAAAGAGAGGUGCAUGACCGAUCCGGAAUUUGGAAUUGUCUUGUUGCCACUUUCUAAAGCCCAGGCUCCAGAGAAAGCUGAGAAAUCCUAUGUUUACACUGAGGAGCAAGCACAAGUGGACUUAGCUAGCACUCAAAUUGACAUACCACAUGAGAGUUUUGCAGGGAAGCAAGUGACAUUAUGGGAAGUCAUGAAAUCAGAUUUGCUUCCAGAAGAAGAAAAACUAAGUCUUCUUGAACAGUACCGCUCAGGCAAAAUCACAAAAGAGAGAAUGGUCAUCAUUAUAAUUGAAAUUAUUGAACAAAGAGAGAUCAUCAAGACUGAGCAGAGUAUGUCGUGUGAUGUCAUUAGACGGCGGGUUACUAUUGAUGAACUUUACAGAGCACGCAUUAUAGACCUUGAAACUUACAACCUGCUCAAACAAGGAAAGAAAACAAUCCGGGAGGUUAUGGAGAUGCCAAGUGUGAAGCAGUAUCUUUUUGGAACAGGCAGCAUUGCUGGAAUACUCUCAGAUAACUAUGCUAAGGUUAGCAUCUACCAAGCCAUGAAAAGAGGUCUCAUAAAACCUGACAUUGGCAUAGAUCUCUUGGAGGCACAAGCAGCAACAGGAUUCAUCACUGACCCUGUGAAAGAUGAAUUGUUGACAGUUGAUGAGGCAGUCCGGAAGGGUCUCGUUGGUCCAGAGAUCCAUGACAAACUCUUGUCUGCUGAAAGAGCAGUCACAGGUUACAAGGAUCCUUAUAGCGGUAAAGUCAUUUCUUUAUUCCAAGCCAUGAAAAAGGACCUUGUGCCUGAGGAUUAUGCCUUGAAGCUUUUGGAGGCCCAGUUAGCAACAGGUGGCCUCAUGGAUCCAGAGUACUAUUUCCGCCUCCCAAUUGAUGUCGCCAUGCAACGUGGCUACAUAAACAAAGAAAUCAGUGACAGGAUAUCUGAUCCAAGUGGAGAUGUCAAACAGUUUGCUGAUCCUAUGACAGAUGAAAAGCUGUCCUAUGCACUACUUCUUAAAAGAUGCAAAGUUGACAAAGAGAGUGGCUUACGAUUGUUGUCUCUGGCAGACAAGAGACUUCUUUUUAAGGGCCUUAGAAAGCAGAUCACCCCAGAUGAGUUGUUGCGCUCUCAAAUUAUUGAUCAGAAAACCUACACAGCACUCAUGGAGGGUACCAUUUCUGUAGAGGACCUUAGUAAAGACCUGAAGAAUUAUCUUGAAGGCAUCAGCUCUAUUGCAGGUGUCUAUGUAGAGGCUACCAAAGAUCGUCUGUCAGUCUACCAAGCCAUGAAAAAGAACAUGAUCAGACCAGGCACUGCCUUUGAACUUCUGGAGGCUCAGGCAGCUACUGGGUAUGUGAUUGAUCCAAUCAAAAAUCUCAAAAUAAAUGUCCAAGAAGCUGUAAAAAUGGGAGUGGUGGGACAAGAAUUUAAAGAUAAGCUUCUCUCUGCUGAACGAGCUGUGACCGGCUACAAAGAUCCAUACUCUGGCAAGGUGAUCUCCCUGUUCCAGGCUAUGAAAAAAGGUCUUAUUCUAAAAGACCAUGGUAUCCGUCUGCUUGAGGCUCAAAUAGCCACCGGUGGAAUCAUUGAUCCUGAAGAGAGCCAUCGCCUGCCUGUUGAAAUGGCCUACAAACGGGGUCUCUUUGAUGAGGAGAUGAAUAGUAUUCUCACAGAUCCCUCUGAUGACACAAAGGGGUUCUUUGAUCCAAACACAGAGGAGAAUUUGACCUAUCUCCAGCUCAUGGAGCGCUGCAUAACAGACCCUGAAACUGGACUUUCUCUUUUACUGCUAAAAGAAAAGAAACGGGAAAGAAAGACAUCCUCUAAGUCUUCAGUCCGCAAACGUAGAGUUGUCAUCGUAGAUCCAGAAACGGGAAAAGAAAUGUCUGUGUAUGAGGCAUACCGCAAAGGACUCAUUGACCAUCAAACAUACACUGAGCUUGCAGAGCAGGAGUGUGAAUGGGAAGAAAUUACCACCUCAUCAUCAGAUGGUGUUAAUAAGUCUAUGAUCACUGACAGAAGGUCUGGACAGCAGUAUGACAUUGAUGAUGCAAUCUCCAAGGGCCUCAUAGACCAGUCUGCUUUAGACCAGUACCGUGCUGGAACCCUUUCCAUUACUGAAUUUGCAGACAUGCUCUCUGGUAAUAUGAGUGGUUUCAGAUCUCGAUCAUCUUCCUUUGGAUCCAGCUCAUCCUAUCCCAUGAGUCCAAUUCCAUCCAUAAAGACACCAGCUACAACCUGGACUGAUCCAGCCGAGGAAACUGGACCAGUGGCUGGAAUUUUAGAUACAGAUACUUUGGAAAAGGUGUCAGUUACAGAGGCUAUGCAUCGGAAUCUAGUUGACAACAUCACUGGUCAAAGACUACUAGAAGCACAAGCAUGCACAGGAGGAAUUAUUGACCCUAACACUGGAGAGAAAUUCUCUGUUGCUGAUGCAGUGAACAAAGGGCUGAUGGACAAGAUCAUGGUUGAACGUAUCAACCUAGCUCAGAAAGCUUUUCAGGGAUUUGAAGAUCCAAGAACCAAAACCAAAAUGUCUGCCUCUCAAGCCUUAAAGAAGGGUUGGCUCUACUAUGAAGCUGGCCAACGGUUCCUUGAAGUCCAGUACCUAACAGGGGGUUUAAUUGAACCGGACAUUUCAGGAAGAGUUUCAUUGGAUGAUGCUGUCAAGAAGGGCACUCUGGAUGCACGCACUGCACAGAAACUGAGAGAUGUCAGUGGAUAUUCAAAAUACCUCACCUGCCCCAAAACAAAACUCAAGAUCUCAUACAAGGAUGCCAUGGACAGAAGCAUGAUCGAGGAAGGAUCUGGCCUGAGGUUGCUAGAGGCAUCCUCUCAGUCAAGUAAAGGCCUUUACAGCCCAUACAGCAUCAGUGGCUCUGGAUCAACUUCAGGGUCUAGGUCUGGAUCCAGAACUGGUUCAAGAUCAGGCUCUAGAAGGGGAAGUUUUGAUGCUACAGGCUCAGGUUUCUCCAUGGGUUUUUCCUCAUCUUACAGCCCAUCUAGCUAUGGCCGUCGUUAUGAUUCAGGGGAACAUGGUGGACUUCAGAUGGAUGAGCUAAAGCAAGCCCUUUUAGCUUUAGCAUCAGGCAGGAACUGUUGCUAUGAUGAAAGGAGAAUAUUCACAUUAUCGCAAAAUCAACCCUCUUUAGUUGCUUAAUAUAUGUACACAAAAGGACAUUUAUCCUGCUCUGCAUGAUAUUGCUAAUGGGCUUUUUUAAUGAUGGGAAUAAUAAUGCUAUGAAGGACUGGCUUUAAUAUUUUAUUUCAUUUUUAUAUAUUUAGUUAAAUAUACAGAUGUUUUUAUCUAACACUUUUCCUUUUCAUUUUGACGUGACAGUAUAAAAUGAUAUCAUAAACUGUUUAUUCUGCACAACAUUCAUGGCAGAAUCAUUUUCAUUUAUUUUUUGUAUUCAGUCUUUUUAUUACCAGUGUUAAAUACUUAUAGCCUCUCUUUUUGUAUUACCUUGUAAACUGGCACAUGAAUAAUAUUGAAGUUUUAAGAAUGUUUAGAUUUCUUGGAGAGGAUAUGGUGAUACUACAAAAGAGAUGUAUAAGUUAUUUGUUAUAUAUUUUUGUGUUUAUGUAAAGAUCCCUAGGGUAUCUGUACACAUUUGGUUAUAUUUUAACACUGAACUUUUUAAGCCAGUAUGGUAAAAAAAAAAAAAUAAAAUAAAAGGUGGGGCAGGGGAGCUGUUACUAUCUGCAGACUGGAAUAAAGUCCAUUGGACAUUUGGACGCUUAUGAUUGGCAGCAUGUCAAUAAACAAAACAUUACAUGUCUUGGCAGCACUGCCACGGACAUUGUUUUUUCAUUACUGUAAACUAGAAUACAAACUUUGAACUAUGCAGUCUUACUAGAUAAAGUGAAAUGGAUUCACCAACCCUACAGCCAUUUUAAAAACUGCAGAUCCUAGCCACAAAUCACUUUAAAGAUGACAAUAAAACAUCUUUAAAAGGAAUAAGUGGCUCACAUCCCAACCAUAAUUUGCCUCUGGUCCUUCAUCUGAUUCAAAGGGGAUAUCAUUUGCGCCUUAACCUUGUGUGACGUCUGCAUUCAUUUUCUUGUAAAUGUAAUGUGCACCCUCAUUAGACUUAAAGCCUAAAGACAAUUAUUAUCUCAUUGCAGAUUAUAAAGAACGUAGUGAUGUAGGAUUUUCAUUGUUGCAUAAAAGUAGCCUAUAUUAUUUGGGACACUCCCUUCUCUGUUUCAAUAUUAACUAGCCUGGCCAAUAAUGUCAAUUCAAACAAUUUUUUUUUUCUUUUCUUUUCCUAGUUUUUUUUUUUUUUUUUUUUUCAGAAAAACUCAUGCACUGUGUAGUUAUCAAAUGAAGGCCUCUUAAUAUCAUAAAUAAUGAGUCUAAUUUUUUAACAGGUGUCUCUUUCUGUGUCUACUACAGAAUGAUGAUACCUUGAAUAUGCCCAGACAAACAUUUUUAAUUUAAGUCCCCGUUUGUUAUGUUAAUUUGCUUUGUUUUCAAUCACUAAAUAGCUCCCUAUCUUUCACUGACACUUGAACUCCACCUGUGUUUUUGGAGCAUAUGGAAUGGAUUGCUCCUUUGAAAAGAAUCACAGUCAGUGUGAUCUUUCAACCAACAGACAUGUUCCACUACCUUUAUUUAUGCUCCAUUUUCAGCUUUGCUUUAUUAGAAUUAAAAACGCUAAUGGUCCAUAGAAGAAAUCAUAAUGGUCAACUGAUAUUUACCCUUACUAGUCAAUUUGAACACUAAAUCUUAAGCGUUUUAGUGUUGUACUAGAAACACUGGUGUGUAAAUCACAGUACAUUCACUUUGUAUAUAAUUUGCAAUACAGCCUUGUGUGUUGUUGCAAUUAAGUAGGCCUACUGAUAAGCACUGCAAGUAAUUUAAAAUUGAUCUCUGAACUGAAUGUAGAUGUUUACAAGAUCAAGGUCUCUGUAAUUUAACAAAACAUGCCAUAUUUAAAACUGUAAUCAUAAAAUUGGAAAUGUAGACUGAAUUCCAAAGGCACAAAAAGAAUCGAUGAUGUUUUUCACUGUACUGUAAAUUAUAUUAAAAUUUUAGUUUUAUUUUCCUAUCUUCUGCUUCUUCUACUAACAUAAAUAAAAUGAUGCAAUAUGAGAAGUUAUACUUUGAAACUGUUCUGUUAUUGAAUGCAUGAUCUGAGUAUGGUAUUUACGAGAUGAAAUGUUAAUAUCCUAUUGUAAAUAAAUAUUAAAUACCUGC
Messenger RNA from Cyprinus carpio (common carp), 18866 nucleotides. Its product is annotated as plectin-like. Lineage: Eukaryota; Metazoa; Chordata; Actinopteri; Cypriniformes; Cyprinidae. The transcript has 35 exons. The record is from RefSeq and is a predicted model, not a curated record. The coding region runs from base 3129 to 16823 and encodes 4564 amino acids. Gene Ontology annotation, molecular function: ankyrin binding; cadherin binding; structural constituent of cytoskeleton. Gene Ontology annotation, cellular component: cytoplasm; sarcolemma; intermediate filament. Gene Ontology annotation, biological process: wound healing; intermediate filament cytoskeleton organization; hemidesmosome assembly.